UCCAAUGCCACCCAACUCUCUCUCCACCUCUCUCAAUUCCAAAGACACCCAUUUCAGAGAAAAGCCAUAUCAAUGGCCACUUCCAACGCACAAAACGAAGGCAUGUUCAUGGUCUUCUCACACCCAUCUCCCCACAUACAUGAAGCCAUCUCCUUUCUCCAAAGCCCCAUCUUCCUACAUAUCUUUUCAGCCUCCACCCAUCUUGCUUUGAUGCUCCUUCUUUCCAUGACAUGGGUCAUCAAGAGAUGUAACAUGGUGAACCCUGGACAUUCAGAACAGAGGCCAAAAGUCCGUAGCUUUUCGUAUUACAAGCUUGCCCUUUUCUCUUCUUUGGGUCUCUCUUUAUUUCAUCUUGUUCUUUGCAUUUUCAACUAUGUUUGGGAUGGAUAUGGUUGGUCUGAUGACAAUCUCUCCCUCCAAUUGGAUUUAGUAUUUAGAACUCUUUCUUGGUUCAUAAUCUCAGCAUACUUGCAUUUUGAGUUCCAUCAUUCGAAAGAGGAGAAAUUCACAAUUCUUCUGAGGAUUUGGUGGUGCUUCUACUUCUUCAUGUGUUCUUCGUUCUUCGCUCUGGACCUCAUUUACUAUCAAAAACUUGGAAUUCUUCCAACCCAUUUGUGGGUUUUGGAUUGUGGGUCAGUUCUCAUUAGUUUCUUCCUUUGUUAUGCUGGAUUGUAUGGAAAAAAGAAUGGAGAAGAAGAGAUGCGCCUUCUUGAAGAGCCUCUUUUGAAUGGGAAUAACGUUGGUGGAUCUUCCAAUAGGAGCAAGAAGGAUAAUGUAACUCCAUAUGCAAAUGCUCGUCUUUUUAGCCUUCUUACUUUCUCUUGGAUGAAUCCAUUGCUUAAAGUUGGUAAUAAGAAGACAUUAGACCUCGACGAUGUUCCUCAGCUUGCCAAUGAUGAUAGUGUUAAUGGGAUCUUCUCUGUUCUAAGAAAUAAGCUUGAAGAAGAUAGUACUAGUAGUAGAGUUGGAACAUUGAAAUUGGCGAAUGCGUUGUUUUUCUCCGUGUGGAAAGAAGUGCUAUGGACAGUUCUGUUCUCGCUUCUAUACACGGCGUCUACUUACGUGGGUCCCUACCUUAUUGAUACCUUUUAUCAAUACCUUAAUGGCCGUUCAGAAUUCGCAAACGAAGGGUACGUUCUGGUUUCUGCAUUCUCCACUGCGAAGCUUGUUGAAUGCCUUUCACAGCGGCAUUGGUUCUUCAGGAUGCAGCAGGUCGGGAUCCGGGUCCGUGCAGCUCUGAUCGCGAUGAUAUAUAAGAAGGGUAUGUCGCUAUCGAUCCGGUCGAGGCAGGGUCAUACUAGUGGAGAGAUCAUCAAUUUCAUGACUGUUGAUGCAGAACGUCUUGGGGAUUUCAGCUUUUAUAUGAAUGAUAUAUGGACGGUCCCCAUGCAAAUCAUGCUGGCUUUGUUGAUCUUGUACAAGAAUCUUGGGCUGGCUUCAAUUGCGGCUUUUGUAGCGACCAUUGUUGUUAUGCUGAUGAAUGUCCCGUUGGGAAAGUUGCAAGAGAAGUACCAGAAGAAGCUGAUGGAAUCAAAAGAUGUGAGGAUGAAAGCGACGACUGAGAUCCUCCGGAACAUGAGGAUCCUCAAGCUCCAAGGGUGGGAGAUGAAGUUCUUGUCCAAGAUAGCCGUGCUAAGGAAGAAUGAAACGAAUUGGUUGAAGAGAUUUGUCUACUCAUUGGCUUUGAUAAUGUUCAUCUUCUGGGGCGCACCCACAUUUGUGUCUGUGGCUACAUUCGGGUUUUGCGUGCUUAUGGGGAUACCGCUAGAAUCAGGAAAGAUUCUAUCUGCUCUUGCAACAUUCAGGAUAUUACAGGAGCCCAUUUAUCGUCUCCCCGAAUUGCUUUCCAUGGUUGCUCAGGCAAAGGUUUCUCUUGAUAGACUUGUAUCGUUCCUUUGCCUUGAGGACCUUCAGACAGACGCAGUAGAGAAGCUUCCCGGAGGUAGUUCCAAUGUUGCGGUCGAAGUGAUAGAUGGGAAUUUCUCCUGGGAUCUGUCUUCAUCGAAUCCGACUCUGAAAGAUUUGAAUUUUCGAGUAUUACAUGGGAUGAAGGUGGCUAUUUGUGGAACAGUUGGGUCGGGAAAGUCGAGCUUGCUUUCUUGCAUCUUAGGAGAAGUGCCAAAGAUAUCUGGGACUGUUAAAUUGUGUGGGGCCAAGGCCUAUGUUGCUCAGUCGCCGUGGAUACAGAGUGGGAAAAUUGAAGAAAAUAUAUUGUUUGGUAAGGAAAUGGAUAGGGAGAAGUAUGAUUGUGUUCUUGACGCAUGUUCACUGAAGAAAGACUUGGAAAUUCUAGCAUUUGGCGAUCAGACAGUCAUAGGUGAGAGAGGGAUCAACUUAAGCGGUGGACAGAAGCAAAGGGUUCAGAUCGCACGUGCUCUGUAUCAGGACGCGGACAUUUAUCUGUUUGAUGAUCCUUUCAGUGCUGUUGAUGCUCACACGGGAAGCCAUCUCUUUAACGAGUGUCUACUUGGGAUGUUAGGAUCGAAGACGGUGAUCUAUGUUACCCAUCAAGUGGAGUUUUUACCUUCCGCCGAUCUUAUCCUGGUACUGAGAGAUGGGAGGAUUACACAAGCCGGAAAAUACAAUGAUAUUCUCAAUUCGGGAACGGACUUUAUGGAACUUGUUAGUGCACAUAAGCAAGCUUUGUCAGCCCUUGAUUCUAUAGAGAUAGAGGAUGAUUCUGAAGCAAAUACUAAUGUGGAAGGCAGUUCCAGUGAUAUUGGAAGUAGCAAACGAACGGCCCCACACGCGGAAGUAGAGAAGAGAGAAGAUCAGAAUGUUAAGAACGAUGAAACGAUUGGGCAGAAGGGGCAGCUCGUUCAAGAUGAAGAAAGGGAGAAAGGCAAGGUUAGCCUAUCAGUCUAUUGGAAAUACAUUACAAUGGCAUAUAGAGGAGCUCUCUUACCAUUGAUAUUGCUAGCCCAGAUUCUCUUUCUGAUCCUUCAGAUUGGUAGCAAUUACUGGAUGGCUUCGGCAGCUCCAGCGCCAACAGAUACAAGAGCCCCAGUUGAAGGAUCGGUUCUCAUUCGCAUCUAUGUUGCUUUGGCAAUUGGAAGCUCCAUUUGCGUUCUUAUUAAAGAUUUGCUUCUCGUUACAUCUGGAUUUAAGACGGCGACUCUAUUGUUCAAUAAAAUGCAUAUGUGUAUAUUCCGUGCCCCCAUGUCAUUCUUCGAUGCUACUCCAAGCGGACGUAUCCUCAAUAGAGUGUCAACUGAUCAAAGUGCAGUAGAUAUAGCCAUUCCCCUUCAAAUUGGGUCAUUUGCUUUUUCAGCCAUUCAGCUGCUGGGAGUCAUUGUAGUAAUGUCACAGGUGGCGUGGCCAGUCUUCAUCAUUUUCAUCCCUAUGAUUGCGACCGGCAUUUGGUACCAGCAAUAUUACAUACCUACAUCACGAGAGCUAGCGCGUCUGGUUGGAGUCUGCAAAGCUCCAAAAAUACAACACUUUUCUGAAUCUUUAUCGGGAUCGACGACAAUCAGGAGUUUUGACCAGGAAUCAAGAUUCAUGGACAUAAAUCUACGCUUGAUCGAUGCAUAUUCACGACCCAAAUUCCAUACUGCUGGGGCAAUGGAGUGGUUGUGCUUCCGCUUGGAUAUCUUGUCGUCCAUCACAUACGUCUUUUGUUUGGUUUUCUUGGUAUCAGUACCGAAGGGAGUAGUAGAUCCAGGCAUUGCAGGCUUAACAGUAAUGUAUGGGCUUAAUUUGAACUUACUACAGACUUGGUUCAUAUGGAAUCUAUGCAAUCUUGAGAACAAAAUCAUAUCUGUGGAGAGAAUAUUUCAAUACAUGAGCAUUCCUAGUGAACCCCCUCUUGUCAUAGAAGCUAAUAGGCCAGGCCCUGAUUGGCCAAUGAAAGGAAAAGUCGAUAUUCAUGAUUUGCAGGUUCGUUAUGCCCCACAUAUGCCCCUUGUUUUGAGAGGUCUUACAUGCACUUUCUUGGGUGGGAUGAAGACUGGAAUUGUUGGGAGGACAGGCAGUGGAAAAUCCACCCUCAUACAGACACUCUUCCGCAUCAUUGAUCCGGUUGCUGGUCAGAUUUUGAUUGAUGGCCUUGACAUUUCUGCUAUAGGACUUCAUGAUCUGCGAUCCCGAUUGAGCAUCAUCCCUCAAGAUCCAACUAUGUUUGAGGGGACUGUGCGAAGCAACCUUGAUCCACUUGAAGAGUACACGGAUGAACAGAUUUGGGAGGCUCUAGAUCGAUGCCAACUUGGGGAUGAAGUUAGGAGAAAGGAAGGAAAGCUUGACUCGAAAGUGGCUGAAAAUGGAGAGGACUGGAGCAUGGGUCAGAGGCAGCUGGUCUGUCUAGGAAGGGUGAUAUUGAAGAGGAGCAAGAUCUUGGUACUUGAUGAAGCAACUGCUUCAGUCGAUACUGCGACCGACAACCUGAUUCAACAAACACUAAGGCAACAGUUCUUGGAUUGUACAGUCAUCACUAUAGCACAUAGGAUAACAUCUGUUCUCGAUAGCGACAUGGUCUUGCUUCUUGAUGAUGGUUUGGUUGUGGAACAUGACUCGCCAACAAAACUGUUAGAAAACAAAUCAUCUUCAUUUUCAAGACUCGUCUCUGAGUACACUGAGAGGUCAAGCUCAAGUUUUGAAACUUGAACAGUUUCGUAAAUGGCUGGUGAUGGUUGGUCUGCAUUUAGUUGAUACAUGACCUCGAUUGAUCGAUGAUGGUGAUAAUGGGAUGUGAUUAUAUUCAAGACGUCUUCUCUCUUGUGCUGCAAGCACAUAAGCAUUUCCUUAAUAUUCUAACUGAAAGAAGAAUCCCAUGUUUUUGUC
Magnolia sinica is the source of this 4779-nucleotide messenger RNA. RefSeq names its product ABC transporter C family member 3-like. The record is from RefSeq and is a predicted model, not a curated record. Gene Ontology annotation, biological process: transmembrane transport. Gene Ontology annotation, molecular function: ATP hydrolysis activity; ATP binding; ABC-type transporter activity. Gene Ontology annotation, cellular component: vacuolar membrane; plant-type vacuole. Bases 73 to 4602 code for a protein of 1509 amino acids. NCBI's taxonomy places the organism in Eukaryota, Viridiplantae, Streptophyta, Magnoliopsida, Magnoliales, Magnoliaceae. The transcript has 10 exons.